AAGAAAAAACAACAACCCAACGCUUUCAUUUACUAAUUAGGCGCUCAGGUGCGGUGGAGUUUCUCACUUUCGACUCUCAGGGGAGCUUUCUUAUCUCAGGAGGAGGAAGUUACAAAUCCUCAGGAACAAACUCAAAGUGCACUUUUUUUUGUGUGCGUGUGUUUGUGUGCAAGAUUGCUCAGCCUCCUUAAAUCCACAAAGGAGAAACACUUGACACCCACAUGGAGGCUCAGCCCGUCGCCGCCUGCUGACAUGGAGCUCCUUCCCGGCAUGCAACUCAGCCUCUAGUCGUUUUUUUUUUUUUUUUUUGUGUGUGUGUGGCUCGUUUCUCUUGUCUUUUUCCUCUACAAAGAAGACCCCCGCACCAUGGCCGGCUCUUCCACCCGGUUGCUCUGGAGACGGAGCCUCCUCCUGGCGGUGUGCGUGUGCGCGCUUGGGGCGCGUGGAGCCGAGGAGGAGGAGGAGGAGGUCAGCGGCGGCUUCAACUCGGAGUCUUGGCUGAGGAUGUACGGCUACCUGCCUGAGGCCAGUAGACAGAUGUCCACCAUGCGCUCCACGCAGAUCCUGGCCAACGCCAUCAGCGACAUGCAACGCUUCUACGGCCUGGAAAUCACCGGAUACAUGGACCCGCAAACCAUCAGCGCCAUGAAGAGACCCCGCUGUGGCGUGCCCGACAAGUUUGGGGGCCAGAUCAAAACCAACGUGAGGCGGAAGCGCUACGCCCUCACCGGACACAAAUGGAACAAGAACCGUCUCACGUACAGCAUCCAGAACUACACCCCCAAGAUUGGCGAGUACAACUCCUUCGUGGCCAUCCGGCAGGCCUUCCAGGUGUGGGAGAGCGUCACCCCACUGACGUUUGACGAAAUCCCCUACCAGGAGAUCAAGUACGGCCGGCGUAAGGAGCCCGACAUCAUGCUCUUCUUUGCGUCUGGCUACCACGGCGACAGCUCCCCAUUUGACGGCGAGGGCGGCUUCCUGGCCCACGCCUACUUCCCCGGGCCCGGCAUGGGCGGCGACACGCACUUUGACUCGGACGAGCCGUGGACCAUCGGAAACCAGAAUGUACAAGGCAAUGACCUGUUCCUGGUGGCCAUCCACGAGCUGGGCCACGCGUUGGGCUUGGAGCACUCCAACAACCCGCUGGCCAUCAUGGCGCCCUUCUACCAGUGGAUGGAGACGGAUAACUUCCAGCUGCCCGACGACGACCGCAGAGGCAUUCAGCAGAUUUACGGCACACAUGACAACAGGCCCACUCAGGCCUUGCCCACCGUGACGCCGCGCCGCCCGGACCCCCGGCCGCCGCACAAUCCUCCUCCUCGCCAACCGGACCGGCCCAGGACCACCGACAGACCGGAUCACUACGGACCCGACAUCUGCGAAGGCAACUUCGACACGGUGGCCAUGCUCCGAGGAGAGAUGUUUGUCUUCAAGGGGUCUGGUCUCCAACAGGGCCGUUGGUUCUGGAGGGUGCGCAGGAACAGAGUGCUGGACAACUACCCCAUGCCCAUCGGACACUUCUGGCGAGGUUUACCCGGAGACAUCGACGCCGCCUACGAGAGGCACGACGGCCGCUUCGUCUUCUUCAAAGCAAACCGAUUCUGGCUCUUCCGAGAGGCCAACCUGGAGCAAGGCUACCCUCUGGAGCUGGUGGACUACGGCCGCGACAUUCCUUACGACCGCAUCGAUGCGGCCAUCUGGUGGGAGCCCUCCGGUUACACCUACCUCUUUCAGGGAGACUGGUAUUGGCGCUUUAACGAACAGUCGCGCUCAGCCGACAGAGGCUACCCGAAGCCCAUCAGCGUGUGGGGGUCUUCCGUCCCCUCGGCUCCCAAGGGGGCCUUCCUAAGUGACGACGGAGCGUACACCUACUUCUACAAGGGCUCCAAGUACUGGAAGUUUGACAACCACCGCAUGAAGAGCGAGCCAGGCUACCCCAAGUCCAUCCUGCGUGACUUCAUGGGCUGCAGCGUGGACCUGGACCCCCCGGACACGGACGCCGAAGACAAAUAUCCGGACGUCAACCAGCCGCCGUUCAACCCGGACGCCGGGCGCGAGGAUGACAACAAUGUCGACAAGAAGGACGACGAGGACCGAGACGGCGGCGGCCGGACGGACGGCGACAAAGACGAGGACGAGCGCGAGAGCCACGAGGAGGACACCAACGAGGUGGACGUGGUGCUGAAAGUGGACGACAGCCAGGAGCGGACCAUGAACAUCCUGAUGGUGACCAUCCCUCUGGUUCUGGUGCUGUGCAUCCUGGGCCUCAUCUACGCCAUCAUCAACACGCUUCAGAGCAAGGGGGCGCCGAGGCUUCUGGUGCACUGCAAGCGCUCGCUGCAGGACUGGGUUUGAACCCUGAACUCGAGAUGGGGAUUGCUGAACCCUGGACGGAGCCUCAGCAUACCCUCCCACAACUCAUAGAAACAGGUAGUAACAGACCCAUGCGGUUACUGUACUGACUAGGGAUGGGCAUUACAAUCGAUUGAUGGACCGUGUAAGAUUUAUGGCAAUCGCUAAGUGUCAAACUCAUUUUCGUCGUGGGCAACAUUGUAGUUGGGGUUUCCCCCAGAGGGCCUUUAAGACUGGAAAAUGUCUCAUUUCCAUACUGUAUAUAAAUGGAUAGUCAAAACUCCAUUUAGCAAGGAACAUAAAAUAUACACACUUUAUUUGCUUCGGUGGGCCCCAUAAGUGACAGAAUUUAAUACUUUCAUUCAUUUCACCGAUUAAUCCAUAACGGAGAACUUGUCGAGUGCUCAUCCCUAGCCUUGCUCCACGGUGCAUCGACUGUAGUCUAUUUAUACGAGACAAGUUUGCACAUUGUUUGUGUUCAUUGGGUGUGACUUUGUUGUUCUUGUUUUUUUUUUUUUUUUUUUUAAAUGAUUAUUGAUUGAUUGAUUUCUAAACCAGGAAGUCCGCUGUAUUCUCUGGCUAGCCCAUCCCCUUUCUUACCUUUCACCACGGUACACUGAGUUUACAUUCAGAGGCAGCCUGACACCCACUUUGCUUUAAAUGUCUCUUUAAAAAUUCAGCCCCUGAAUCCAGAUUCGCUGAGCAAGAUGACAUUUGGUAGACAUGUCCAUCAUGAGUAGACCCACAAAGAACUCUCAAGAAGCCAUGCCCCAAAAGACACAGGAAGUCUGGCAAUUUGGUUAGAAUUUUGUCAUCUUUGGGUCAUUCCAGCCAUUUCCACAGGUCCUUCAGACAUAAACUAGUCCUAGAGAUUUCGACCUAUUGCUAUCAAAUUUGAACGAUAGACAUUACAUAGACGGGCGAUGCUAAAUUGUCACACAUUUUAGUUUUGGUCAUUGCUUGUUGGUGGAGUUUGGCAACAAAAUCUGAUGACUCAGACCCAACGAUUGGCUCGCUAGCAAAUGUAUGAGUGGAUGGAGCACCUGUUGGAGUUCUUUGACAAUUCAACCCCUGAAGCCAUUUUCACUUAGCAACACAACAUUUGGUAGAAAUACAAAAAAAAACCUGAUAAAGCCAUGCCUCAAAAGACGAGGGAGGUCUGCCAUUGUGGUUUGAAACCAAGCCAAUUUUUCCAUUUCUAGACGUCCUUAAAAGACAAACUCCUCAUUGAGAUUUUGUCGCAUUGCUACCAAAUUUGAACUCUGUUACUAAACAGAUGGACAACGCUACAUUGCUAAUUUGUAAUCAUAAAAAGGUCGCGUUAAAGGGGUUGACAUGAAUAGCCGUUUGACCAAAAUCAGAGUCAAGUUUACAUAAACCAUCCACUCAUUUCCCGCUACUCCACCUUCCACGUGCUUUCUUUGCCUUCUUUGGAAGAUGUUAAAAAGCGUCUGUAAGCACUCUGUAAAAGGAAGCGCUUGCCUAAAAUGUAUUUCGUGUCACUCUCAGACAGACCAGAGAGGGGGAAAGUCACACAGGAAGACCACCCGUCGCCUCCGCUGGGGUUGUCAAAACUUGGGCUUAAAACAGGACAUAAGUGUAACGCGGCUGUUAAUGUAGUGUUCGACCGCUAAUGGACUUUUUACAGCGGUCACUUAUGUGUAAAGGUGGCGCAGCAGUGAGAAGUGGUCCGGAUCUCACGUGAACGGCGGCUAAUCCGCUUCGUUAAAACACAGGAGGUGUGCGCACACGCCGCCGGACCCCCGCUGACCCGAAACCUUGACCCCCGAGAACCCCAAACACGCUGUCAUCCAUUCCGGGUUACAACAGGAGUAUUCUGAAGUAACAUCUUUUUUUUAACCUUCCUUACUUCAAAGAAGUGUCAAAGCGAGUUAAAACUUAACUGAUGCGCUGACAUUUUGGGUUCCACGGUUGUUGUCAUGUUUUAUCCCUUUGCAAUCCUUGUUGUAAGAAAAAAAAAAAGCCAAAGAAAAAGCAAAACUCGCUAGUGGAAUAACUUUUUUUUUUUUUUUUUUAAGUCGAGAUUUCCCGGGAUGUCACGAAUGACGGUUCAAAUUCCAAAAUCUUGUUCGUCUUGUUAGCACUUCCUGUUCCCACGCUAUCAGCGUAGUUAGCUUUAGCGCUCGUCACAACUGGUCAUUUAUUACGACCACAGGUAUGACAAGAGCAGUAGAAUGGUGCUAGUUAACAUGUUUGUGCUAACUUGAGCACCAACUUACAAUGUUUGUGUGUCUGUGUGUUUCUACAGUAUGUAUUGUAGUUCCAUGUGAAGCCAGCGAGCUACACGCUAACGCGGAACGUGACUUCAAUGAGGGAUGUUUUAUCCGAACGGCUUAGCUUAACUUAGCAGCUCAGGUUACACAUGCAUGGAAAGAACAAAUUUCCUGCCUUUUGAGACAAGGAAAGGGGGAGGGGGGUGGGGGGGGGCAAGCACAGUUUGAAGAUCUCAGACAAGGAGGGCCAGUGGGAAAGGGGGCCAAACUGGCAAUGCGCCACAUGACCCAAAUUCCCCGUGUAGCCAGGCAGCAGCUGGCUGAAGAGGAAACCCGAGCUUUCAGUGGGAACGCUUUGUGUUUACUAACUUUAAAACCUCUAUAUGUACAUUGACAGACGGCCCGCCCAGACCCCCCUGGGCCUCCACCACCACAGACCAUAGCUUCUCAAACUGAGGUCCCCGGAUCUUUUCGAGUCCGCAAAAUAAUUUUUGUAUCAUUAAAAAAAAUGUAUACCUACAUAUGAGGGAUCAGUGUCCCAAUAGAACAACCCUAAUAAACCAAUUACCCCUCCAUAGCCCUGCCCCUGAUAUGAUUGGGACGUAUUAUUACGCACAUCUGACAUCCCCGCGGGGGGAGAGCCAACAGGGCACAUUGCUGCGUUGACAGGAAGCAGUCGAUGGCGGUUGCCAGGAAACGGUGUCAUCUGUCCGUCUUCAACGCUGGGGGGAGGGCCGGCGGCAGCUAAUCAGCGCUAAAAGCAGAAGCCCAUCCCCGCACCCCUCCGCGUCUCUUCUUUCCUGCUUUUCACCUCCAGACAUGAUCCGUCGACGCCGGAUGAUCAGAGUGACUCAGCAAAGUCUCUGUGAGGUGACCUUGAUCUUGUCUUGUACAGAGUACUGUAAUCCAUGGGACUUCUUCAGCAUACCGCGCACUGUCUUCCCAAUUGCAGAUCCACUCUAAACUUAGUCUUAGUGGUAGAGUUGAAUUAGCAUGGCACAGCUCGAGUAGAUCCUAACCAGGCUUGUGUUCUCACCGCCAGAUCUUUUGGCGUGGUAUUGUAGCAUAGUAGUAAGACAGCGUGUAAUUUGUCGUAGCGUACCGUUGAAAGCGUACCAAAUUGAAGCGGCCUGUACGGUUUUGUGGAAAAAAAAGGCUUCAUUUUCCUGUGUAAAUCCGUCCUGGCCUGUCCCACAAGUUAGCACAACCCGGCUCUAAAUUGAGUCGUAUUUCCAGCAAGCAGUACAGUUCGGUUUACCACGGCAUUGUUCAAGUUUCACUCUGUGCUGAUAUUGUAGCGUAACUUUAAGAAAGGAUGUAUUUUACCGUGUGUACAACUGGAACCGUACCGAAGCCAACCGUGCCGCUUGGUGGAAACGAGGCAUAAUUGUUCGUUCAGCUGCUUUUGUGUGUCGGAAUUGAAAAUCGCGCAAGAAUCACAGAGAUUUCGUAAAAAUUGGCAUGUCAGAGCCUAUAGCGAAGAUCCAAACUUGCAAUUUACACCGUAGCAUACUACUUCAUAUUUUGUCUCUCUCGUUUUCACCAAUUCGUACAGUUGGGCUCGCCAUGAUACAGUUCAGGUUGGGUAGAUGCCGAUAAGCCUUGUAUUUCCAAUGUGGGGUGUGUUGGUGGUAUAAACGGCGGGACGUCGUACAAUAGCAAUAAGACCGGGUGAUGUCAGAACUGUAACAGAAGAUGCUUUUUUGGCCUUUUUAACUCGGCAAAGCAGGAUAUCGCUAAAUUGUGUUUCUCUCGUAUAAACGGCAUUUAUCAGUAACUUAAGUCCAAACAGUUAGCGAUUAGCCGGCUUGUUGCGAUUGCUCUAAACGCUAAGUGCCAUAACAAUUGUCGCCAUAACCCCAACAUCAAAACCACUUCCUGGUUCAGUCCCUGGUCCUGGAACCUUCCGGGAUGUCCUAAAAGUUCUUUAGACCUGACUGUGUUGAACGCAGCUCUCCUCCCAGCCUGAUGACCACUUGCGUCGUGCAGGUAGCCGCAACUAAAUGGAGGACGCUGGUCACUUUGGAGCAGCUUUUUUUGGAUUGUGUUGUUUUUGUUGUUAUUGAUG
Messenger RNA from Phycodurus eques (leafy seadragon), 6654 nucleotides. RefSeq names its product matrix metallopeptidase 15b (gene mmp15b). NCBI's taxonomy places the organism in Eukaryota, Metazoa, Chordata, Actinopteri, Syngnathiformes, Syngnathidae. The coding region runs from base 367 to 2355 and encodes 662 amino acids. Gene Ontology annotation, cellular component: extracellular matrix. Gene Ontology annotation, biological process: collagen catabolic process; proteolysis; extracellular matrix organization. The record is from RefSeq and is a predicted model, not a curated record. Gene Ontology annotation, molecular function: zinc ion binding; metalloendopeptidase activity. The transcript has 10 exons.